AUGAUCAACAACUGCAACAUCAAGUCCACCAGCACCUGUACCAUGUCUAUCGAUGUCUUGAGUGUGGUAAAAAGACAGGAAGGAUUCCAGUUCGUCAAUGAGCUGGAGUCUGAUUCUGACAGUGACAUUGACAUGGCUAACAACGAAGAUGAACCAGAUUCCAGAGAAAUAGCCAAAGAUGGAACUAUCGUUACGCCCGGUGAACUGGUCACAGACGAUCCGGUUUGGAUGCGAGGUCAUGGUACAUAUUUUCUAGAAAAUCAGACUUAUGCUUCUGUAGCAGGAACAGUUUCCAGAGUCAAUAGAUUACUCUCGGUCAUUCCAUUGCGAGGACGUUACUCACCAGAAACCGGUGAUCACAUUAUAGGACGAAUUGCAGAAGUGGGAAACAGAAGAUGGAAAGUCGAUAUUGGUGCCAAACAGCAUGCAGUGCUGAUGCUAGGCUCCGUUAACUUGCCAGGUGGUGUCCUGAGAAGAAAAUCAGAAUCUGAUGAGCUCCAAAUGCGCAAUUUUCUGAAAGAAGGAGAUCUUUUGAAUGCCGAAAUUCAGUCGCUGUUUCAGGACGGUAGCGCGUCUUUGCAUACAAGAUCGCUCAAGUAUGGUAAGUUAAGAAAUGGUACUUUUUUGCAAGUGCCCAGCCCGCUCAUAGUUCGCUCUAAAAAACAUACCCACAAUCUUCCGGGCAACGUUACCGUUAUUUUAGGUGUAAACGGUUUUAUCUGGCUCCGGAAGACAUCAGAAGUUGACAACGCCAGCGACGUGUCAAACGUAAGCGGCAGAAAUGCAGCUGCUCUUUCGGGCACCUCUGGUGAGUAUAAACCGGGUUCUAACUCUGUCAGUAUAACGAGGCUCGAGGAAGAAUCUUCCUGGGAGAUCUACUCAGAUAAAAACGACUCUAUUCCGGAUGCUAUGAAGAGAACCAUAAGUCGAUAUUCCAAUGUCAUCAAAGCUUUGGCACACUGUGAAAUAGGCAUAACGGAAGCAAGAGUAGUGGCAGCGUACGAAGCCAGUAUGGCUUACAGCCAUGUCGGAUCACUUAUAGAAAAGGACAACAUGGAAUCAAUAGGGCAGGACGUUAUAAAUGCUGAGAAAAUGAGGGGAAACGGUUGA
Molecule: messenger RNA, 1110 nt
Organism: Lachancea sp. 'fantastica'
Lineage: Eukaryota; Fungi; Ascomycota; Saccharomycetes; Saccharomycetales; Saccharomycetaceae
Source: the annotation of a GenBank genome assembly